Messenger RNA from Zea mays, 1967 nucleotides. Its product is annotated as putative nucleoredoxin 1. Bases 72 to 1814 code for a protein of 580 amino acids. The transcript has 4 exons. The record is from RefSeq and is marked provisional. NCBI's taxonomy places the organism in Eukaryota, Viridiplantae, Streptophyta, Magnoliopsida, Poales, Poaceae. Gene Ontology annotation, molecular function: thioredoxin-disulfide reductase (NADPH) activity.
CGUCCACCCAGGCACCCACCGCUCCGCUCUCUCCCGCCGUCCCGCGUGCUUUCUCUCUCCCGCUCCAACGCAUGGCAAAGGCGGCGCCCGCAGCCGGCGGCGGCAUUGCUGACAUCCUCGUCACCCGCGACCGGGACUUUCUCGUCCGCAACUCCGGCGAGCAGGUGAAGAUCAGCAGCAUUGAGGCAAGCCCUGUGGCCAUCUACUUCUCGAACUCAUGGUUCCCGCCAUCCAGGUGGUUCACGCCCAAGCUUAUCCAAGUAUACAAACAACUGGCCUCAGAGGGCAAGAGCUUCGAGGUCAUCUUUGCUUGGGGCGAUCUUAAAGAAAAAACAUUCAAUGAAUACUUUGCAAAGAUGCCAUGGUUGGCUCUCCCUUUUUCUGACAUUGAACGUCGUGAGGCCCUUGAUAUCCGGUUCAAGGUCACUGAUACCCCACACCUGGUCAUCCUUGAUGCAAAAACUGGUGAAGUUUACACUAAAGAUGGUGUUAGAAUCGUGAGUGAGUAUGGCGUGGAUGCUUACCCUUUCACACCAGAUCGGAUCAAUGAACUGAAAGAACUGGAAAAGGAAGAAAAGGAGAAUCAAACUAUUCAAAUCGUGCUUGGCACAUCUACUCGAGACUAUCUCAUUUCAAACAAGGGAGACAAAGUACCCAUCUCUGAGCUUGAGGGGAAGUAUGUUGGUCUUUUCUUUGUGGGGGUUGGCUAUCCACCAUUCAUUGAGUUCAUUGACUUGCUUGCUAAGAUCUAUGAGAAACUCAAAGAAGUGGGGGAGAAAUUUGAAGUUGUAGCUGUAUCCAUCUACAGCGAAGAGUCAUCAUUUAAUGAGAGUUUUGCAAAGAUGCCUUGGCUUGCAAUUCCUCAUGGUGACAACAAGUGUUUGACCCUGACUCGUUACUUUGGGUUUAUGAGUCUUCCAACACUAGUUCUGAUUGGCCCUGAUGGGAAGACACUGAACAACAAUGUUGCGGAAAUAAUUAUCGAUCAUGGUUUUGACGUAUGGGAGGGUUUCCCCUUCAGUGCUGAGAAGCUGGAUUUUCUUGCUGAGAAGGUAAAGGUUAAAGCUGCAACACAGACCUUGGAGUCCCUGUUAAUCAGUGGUCAUCUGGACUUUGUCAUUGGAAAAGAUGGUGUAAAGGUUCCUGUAUCAGAACUUGUUGGGAAGACUGUCCUUCUUUACUUCUCAUCAAAAUGGUGUGGACCAUCCCGUGGCUUCCUGCCCACACUUGUGGAGGCAUACAGCAAGAUCAAAGAGAAGAACAGUGAUUUUGAGGUCGUCUUCAUCUCCCAUGACAGGGACCAGAGGUCGUUCGAUGAAUAUUUCUCCGAAAUGCCAUGGCUCGCUGUGCCCUGGGAAGAUGAAAGGACAGCACCCCUGAAGACGACCUUCAAGGCCCGCGGGUUCCCUAUACUUGUCGUCAUCGGUCCUAAUGGGAAGACAGUCAGCUGGGACGCAACGGAACUGCUGGUGGUCCACGGCGCUGAUGCUUUCCCAUUCACCGAGGAGAGACUUGAGGAGCUACAGAAGAAGGUGGAUGAGAUGGCGAAGGCGAUGGGAUGGCCUAAGAAGCUGAAGCAUGAGCUGCAUGGCGAGCACGAACUUGUCCUGCAAUACCGUGGUACUGAUACAUACGCCUGUGAUCGUUGUGUACAGAUGGGCAGCAGCUGGGUCUACACUUGCGAUUGCGAGGAGUGUGACUUUGACCUGCACCCCAAGUGCGCUUUGCGUAAGAAGGGCGAGGAGGAGGAAACCAAGUCGUCCACUGCUGGGUGUUAUGUGUGCAAGGGAAGUGAUGUGUGCAUUAAGGCCUAGAGUUAUUCUACCUUGGAGCUGCUGAGGUUUGUUUGUUAAUAAAUAGUAGUCGCACGUUGAACCCUUACGAGCAUAUGUGUAUGCAAGGCUAUGUGAGUAUUGUGUCCGAUCAAAGUAAUGUGGUUUUGCUGCAUGGUAUUUCUGGUCUUAAGC